Molecule: messenger RNA, 2588 nt
Organism: Engraulis encrasicolus (European anchovy)
Lineage: Eukaryota; Metazoa; Chordata; Actinopteri; Clupeiformes; Engraulidae
Gene: riox2
Product: ribosomal oxygenase 2
Exons: 10
Coding region: 104-1570 (488 amino acids)
Cellular component (GO): nucleolus
Molecular function (GO): histone H3K4 demethylase activity; histone H3K36 demethylase activity
Source: RefSeq, a predicted model, not a curated record
CAUCUGUCAACCAACACGCUGCCUGUUCGUGGUGCCUAGCAGUCUGGCUGGGUUUUCAUUUUCAACGGUUUAAAGGCUUUCUGUGAAGUUGUCAUAAGUAAAUAUGCCACGGAAAAGGACAUCUUCACCACCCCGUACUGAAUGUGAAAAUGGGGCCUCUGCCAAACACAGAAAGGUGGCCAGCUCCUCUCCCAUUCCCUCUCCACUGAAUUUCGACACACCAUUGAGUUUAUUUACCAGCCUUAUUUCUCCCAUUGGCGUGGAAGAGUUCUUCCGAGACUACUGGGAGAAGAAACCCUUGUUCCUGCAGAGGUCCGACCAGGAACUGGUCAACUACUACCAGUCCCUCUUCCAGCUGUCAGACCUGAAGGAACUGUGCGGUCAGGAGCUGGAGUAUGGCAGAGAUCUCAACGUCUGCCGGUGUGUCAACGGCAAGAAGAAAGUGAUGAACAAGGAUGGACGUGUCAGCUACAACAACCUGAGAAAAGAUUUUGACCAGAGGAAGGCCACCAUACAGUUUCAUCAGCCUCAAAGAUUCAAGGAUGAGCUCUGGCGUAUUCAGGAGCGUCUUGAGAGUUUCUUCGGGGGCCUGGUCGGAUCCAACGUCUACAUCACGCCCAAAGCAUCUCAGGGGCUGCCUCCACACUAUGAUGAUGUUGAGGUGUUUAUCCUGCAGCUGGAGGGCCAGAAGCAUUGGCGCCUCUACAGCCCCACUGUCCCCCUGGCCCGCGAGUACAGCCUGGAGCCAGAGGACCGCAUCGGCAGCCCAACACAUGACAUCAUCCUCAAGGCAGGAGACCUGUUGUACUUUCCCAGAGGUACCAUACACCAAGCAGAUACUCCUGCAGACGUGGAGCACUCUACACACAUCACUCUCAGCACAUACCAGAACAUGUCAUGGGCAGACUAUCUGCUGGAUAUUUUUCCAAGUGUCAUGUUUGACUCGCUGAAGAAUGACGUCGGGCUGCGAGCUGGAAUGCCCAGACAAAUACUCUCUGCUACAGGGGUGGCUCCAGAGGUGUCAUCCCGGCUCUCUACGAUCCUGCGUUCGCUGGCGGAUAAGAUCGAGAGCGGUGACCAGGAGCUGCACUCUGCAGACAUGAAGAGAGACUUUGUGGUCAACAGACUCCCUCCUUACAAGCUCGACACCGCCUUCAUCAUGCCAGACCCUGAGCAGAUACCGAACAUAACCCACGACGUGUGCAUGAGGUUCAAGGACCAUGUGCUCAUUACUGUGCAGCCCAGUCAGGAGAGGACAGAUGAGGCCACAGAGAUGGAGGUGUUUGUGGUGCACUCCCUACGCAACAGCAGGGAGAGGCACAUGAUGGGGGAGCAGCAAGGCGGCGACUGUGAAGAUGACUGUGAAGAUGACUGUAAAGAUUGUGAAGGCCAUGAGAUCCACGGUGUGCGCUUCCCCCUGUCCCACCUGCCCGCCCUGAAGCAGCUCCAGAGUGCGGAUCGGCUGCCAGUCCGGAGCCUGCAGCUGGAGGACGAGUCGGACCGCCGGGACCUGGCCCUGGCACUCUGGACCGAGGGGCUCCUGGAAGUCUUUCCACCUGCUCAGCAGUAGACUACACCAGGAGGUCUAACAGGAGGUCUGCCCGCCUGCUCAGCAGUAGACUACAUCAGGAGGUCUCCCCACCCACUCAACAGUAGACUCUAACAGGAGGUCUUCCCACCGGCUCAACUAGUAGACUUUAAAAGGAGGUCUUCCCAGCCACUCAACGGUAGACCCGAACAGGAGGUCUUCCCACCGACUCAAAAACAGACUCCAGUGAUGGACUGGUAACAAUAAGUGAUUGAUAAUUAAUACAAUACAAUUCUUCACCACAGAUCCACGGUGUGCGCUUCCCCCUGUCCCACCUGCCCGCCCUGAAGCAACUCUAACAAGAGACCUGCCCGCCCUCUCAAAGCCAGAUUCCAUGACCAUCCUCUCAACAGACUCUAACAGCAGAUCUCCCCACCCUCUCCUAUGGAUCCCUCCCAAUAGCAGACUCUCACCAGUAGAUCUUCCCACCGGUUCAUGAACAGUAAACUCACUGAAGAGUAGGUCAGACUUCAUGAGGAAUCCAUCAAGGUUUUCCCACCCACUAAGCAGUAGACUACAUCAGGAGGUCUCCCCACCCACUCAACAGUAGACCCGAACAGGAGAUCUUCCCACCGGCUCAAGACUCGAACAGGAGGACUUCCCACCGGCUCAAGACUCGAACAGGAGGACUUCCCACCGGCUCAAAAACAGACUCCACCAGGAGGGUCUUCCCACCCGCUCAACAGUAGACCCGAACAGGAGGUCUUCCCACCGGCUCAAAAACAGACUCCAUGACCAGUAAACAAACUGAACAGUAGGUCAGACUCCAAGAGGAAGUCUGAUGAUUUGGCUCUGCCUGCUGUCUCAACAGUAGACGCUAACCGGCAGGGGUGGGGAACCUUUUUCAUUCGAAGGGCCACUUCAAAUUCAUCCGAGGGCCGUAAAAGUCCUCAGAGGGCCAUAUUAUGAACACAAACUAGGAUUUACCCCUUCACUUUAGGCCUAUAUUGAAAGCAGCCACCUUUUAAACAAACACCACCUUCUCUAGGUUCCCUGAAUA